AUGCAAUCACAACGUUUCGACCUCGAAACUGAAACAACUCCACUACUUCCUCAAAGUACUACAUUAGAUAAUGAAAAUCAAGUAGAAAACGUUGAGGUAUCAAUCAAUGAAGAAGAAGAAGAAGAAGACAGUGAAUCAGACUGCACGCAUGAUUUUCCAAGCAUACGAAGUGUUGAAGCUGAUGGCUCAGAAGAGGAAGUUGAUGAGAAUGAAAAUGAGAUUAGUUUUACCACUGGUGGUAUUGCUAGGAAGUCAAGUACUAAUGAGCCAUUUUUCCCAUCUGGUGCUCAUUUAAAGUCAUAUAUUCAAAGAUACAAAGAAUGUAUUAAGAGAUUAGGUCUAGAGAAUAAGAUCUACAAGGGUCGUCCCAAAUUGAAUACUAAGUAUUUCAAUUGGUGUAUUAAUGAAGGAUUUACUCAAUGUUCAGGACCAGUAGAAGAUGAAAAUCAUAAUUUAAUAUGUUGUAAAGAUUUACCAAGAAAUAAAAUAGUUCAAGAAGAUGUUAAUGCUGAGAAAAUAUGGGUUUUAAGUGCUGGUCCAAAGCGAUUAGUUGAAAAUGUUAGAUUAUGGAGUUCGGAAUAUGGUUUGAAAUUUCAUGAGGAAGCUUUUUAUGCGUAA
This is a messenger RNA of Insectozyma verbasci, 618 nucleotides long. NCBI's taxonomy places the organism in Eukaryota, Fungi, Ascomycota, Pichiomycetes, Serinales, Debaryomycetaceae. The record is from the annotation of a GenBank genome assembly.